Molecule: messenger RNA, 564 nt
Organism: Colletotrichum phormii
Lineage: Eukaryota; Fungi; Ascomycota; Sordariomycetes; Glomerellales; Glomerellaceae
Exons: 3
Coding region: 1-564 (187 amino acids)
Source: RefSeq, a predicted model, not a curated record
AUGGUAAACGUCGCCCUCUCUGCCCUGGCCGUCCUGGCCGCGACUCCCUUCAUCGGAGCCGUCCCUACCGCGACCCAGUCCGACGCAGUCGAAGUCUUCUCCUUCGCUAAGUGGGUUGACGGCAUCAUCGCCAACCCUGAAGGAGACAACUUGACUCCUAGUGAGGCUGUCGAGGCUUGGAGGGAGUCUGUCAACGCCACCGAGUCUGACGGCACCACGUCUACCAACAGCAUGAUCCAGAAACGUGUCUCGUGCAACACUAUUGCCGGCACUGAAGCCUCCGUCCCUGACGCGGUUUCUUGCAUCAAUGACCUUGCCCGCAAGGGCAGUCAGGCCUGUGUUGUUGGGGGCGUCUCCGUCUUCUGCCUCAUUGGCAAUGCUCAGAUCACUGGUGUCAAGGGAGGCACCAACGCAGCCACUACUUCUUCAGCCUGCAACGAUGUUGCCCGUGCUGGCGGUCUUAUCAUGGAUAGCUGCACUCGUGCGGACAACACAGUCCAAGGAUCAGAGUUUGCGUGGGGCAACGGUAACCUGCUUGUGCACAUCCGCAAGCCUGGUUUGUAA